CUCUCUCUCUCUCUCUUCUUUCUCUCUCCUCUCUCUCUCUCUAAAGAGAGGGAGGGGGGAGAGAGAGAGGUGUCGAUCGAAAGGUUCGUCGAUCGUUCGAUUACUUAACGCGUUUUCUCGUCUAGGGUUUGGGCGAUCGAUAGGGGGCUGUGUUAGUAUAAAAUCCCCCACUUUUCGCCCCCCUUUUCCUACUCAAUUUGGCCAAUUUCCGCGUCGAUUUCGAUUGGAGUUUUCCGGGAUUUGGCGCUGUCGAUUGGAAAGGGGAGGUAGAGAUUGGGGGAUUCUUCUUCAGUUCAAUUUCGUUUUGUUCUCUCUCUCUGUCCAUCGCAGGGGAUUUCGAUUUUGUACAAUUUUUGGAUUUUUUUAUUGGUUUUCAGGAGAAACUAGAUUUGGGUUUUGUGAUUUUGGAUUCGGUGAUCACUCUUUGGACGUCAAAAUCCGAUCUUUGUUCAUUUUUGUGGAGUUUCCGUAUUGUUAGGGUUUGUUUCAAUCUUCUUUGGUUGGUUUUUAAAAUCCCCAACCUAAAUUCCAGGGGAAAUUGGAUUUGGGUUUUGCGAUUUGGGACUCGGUGAUUACUCUUUUUGGUGUCAAAGUCUCAUCUUUGCCAUUCUUAGAGGAGAUUGGUAUUAGGGGUUUUCUCAAUCAAUUGCAAUUGAUUCUAAAGGUAUAUAAGAUCAUCAAAUAUGUGGAGUGAGAUGAAGCCCAUAUUGAAGAGCAAAUCUGAUGAUGAAGCUGAUUAUUUCCCGUCGUCUCCCCGAAAAGAUUGGUCCAUCAAUCUCAUGAAAUUCGUAUCGAUUUUGGUCAUAUUCAUGACCGGUUUGGCGAUCGGCCUAUCGCUAAGCGGCCACCUGAGCCGGUUCUACACCUCGCAGACCGAUCUCUUCUUCCCGCGCACCACGUACGCCGCAAGCUGCGACGGGGACUGCAUGAGCCUGCAGAAUUUCAUCAAACCCCCGCAUUUGAUCCAUUCGAUGAGCGACGAGGAGCUGUUUUGGCGUGCGUCGAUGGUGCCCAAAAUGGAGGAGUAUCCGUUCGAGAGGGUGCCGAAAGUGGCCUUCAUGUUUAUGACCCGCGGGCCUUUGCCCUUCGCGCCGCUUUGGGAUCGGUUCUUUAAGGGUCACGAAGGGUUGUAUUCGGUUUACGUGCAUACUCUUCCCGAUUACAGGCUUAAUGUGUCGAUGAGCUCGGUGUUCUUCGGCCGACAGAUCCCGAGUGAGGAAGUGUCGUGGGGAUCCGUGACGCUAGUAGAUGCCGAGAAGCGCUUAUUGGCCAAUGCUCUGCUCGACUUCUCCAACGAGCGCUUCAUCCUACUCUCCGAGAGCUGCAUUCCGGUGUACAACUUCCCCACCGUUUAUGAAUACCUUAUAAAUUCCGCGCACACGUUCGUGGAAUCCUACGACGAAAAUACCCCUCAAGGCCGCGGCCGCUACAGCCGCCGCAUGGCCCCUAAAAUCCAGCUCUACCAUUGGCGGAAAGGGUCGGAGUGGUUCGAGCUCAACCGCGAGCUCGCUAUCAACAUAGUGGCGGAGUACAAGUACUAUUCCCUCUUUAGGAAGUAUUGUAGACCAUCUUGCUAUCCCGACGAGCAUUACAUACCGACUUACUUGAACAUGUUCCACGGGUCUUUGAAUGCGAACCGGAGUGUGACGUGGGUCGACUGGUCGAGAGGCGGGCCCCACCCGGCCACCUACGGAGCUCCGAACGUCACGGUCGAAUUCAUCCGGGCUAUUAGAAACAACGGGACCUUCUGUAUGUACAAUUCGAGGCCGACUUCGAUUUGCUUCCUCUUUGCUCGGAAGUUCGCUCCUAGCGCCUUGGGGCCGUUGCUCAACCUCACGUCGACGGUGAUGGACUUUUGAUUGGAUCAUUCGUCGAACAAUCGUGGCCGUCGAGUUGCAAAGAUCACGCCAACGACCCCCGCAUCGAUCAACCAACGGAGAGAUAUCCUCUUUCCAUAAAUGGAUAGAGAUGGCUUUGGUGGCGGUUCCUUUUCGUAUUCCAAAGUUUGGUUACCAAAUAGCACCGAAGGCGCCACCGAGAGGGAUCUUCGAUUUGUUCUCGUGCUACAUUCUUUUUCUUUUCUUUCCAGUUUCAUUACUGUUCUGUACAAGAUGAUUUGUAUUGACUUGUUCAGAUACUAAUUUUUGUGAAUACCAACUCAUCAUUCAUUGCUUUGAUUAAACUCUCAGUGAGCAUCAGAUGCCGAUGAGGUUCAGAUUUUGG
This is a messenger RNA of Ananas comosus (pineapple), 2223 nucleotides long. RefSeq lists its product as uncharacterized. The transcript is spliced from 2 exons. Gene Ontology annotation, molecular function: glycosyltransferase activity. The record is from RefSeq and is a predicted model, not a curated record. NCBI's taxonomy places the organism in Eukaryota, Viridiplantae, Streptophyta, Magnoliopsida, Poales, Bromeliaceae. Bases 684 to 1859 code for a protein of 391 amino acids. Gene Ontology annotation, cellular component: membrane.